GACAUGCACCAACAGCGCGAUGCCAGAGGGGGGAUGGCAGCGUCGGGCGGCAGUUGAGGACGACGCGAUGAGUCGCAAUGAAGGAUGCUUGCUGUAUCGACUCUAGAAACCACUCGCACCCCUCACUGCCUGUUUUUGGUGUUCGAAGCUUGCCCCUCUCGCAGAUCUGGUUCGCAACCUGCAACGGUUGCUCCAGGUGCUCGAGAGCCGUUUAGUGCGGAACUCAAACGCCCAGGAGCCCCAUCUUGACCAGUCUUAGUCCUCCUCGUUUUGUGGAAGUCUUCCUUUCGGCAGCCAGUGCAGACAUGUGAGGCGUUGAGUGUUGGCCCUUCCUAGGUUAUGUUAGAGGAGAUGGUUCCUCGCAUGCGUGGUUUUCUCGGGAAUGUGAGGUUAUUGGAAGAGGAGGCGGAGCGUCGAGAGAUGAGGAACGGUGGAGGGGUUAUGGCGAGAAGAGUAGGAUGGUGGUAUCCCAGGGAGGAAACGUCGCACUUGUGGUUGUUGGUGGUGGUGGUGGCAUUAGUUUUGGGCUUGGGAUCGGGAGUGGAUGCUCAAGCAGCAGGUCAAUAUGCAAACCAGACCUUUGCAUCAACGAUGACUGGUGACUUGAGUUCUUACGACCAAACUAUUCAGCUCGCGGCUUAUUCAGCGUUUGCGAGUUUGAGUCCGGGCACUGGGAUCCCUUACCCCGCUAAUCUAUUCGGGGACUUGGCGAAUGUGACUGUGGAGGCUGUUCGGCUGCGCGUGGGCAGUUUGCGGAGGUAUGGCGUCACGCUCGGGAAGUUCACAAUACCUCCGGGCUUGAGGAUAUCUAACGUCUCUUCUGUAAGGGUCAUAUUGGUUUACAGAGAUUUCGGCAAUGUUUCCGUGUAUUCUCCGUCGGUACCGGGGCAGGUGUUUGUCAGCUCGUUGGUUGGGAUCAGGAUGUACAAUGGCGACUUGUUGGAGACAACGACUCCUUUGCCUGCUCUUUCUGCUAUUGCUCUCGAGAACCCCGUACAGGUGAUCAUCCCGCCCAACUCCCAACCCUCCUACUGCGUCGAGUUUGAUGCUUCAAAUAGGACUGUUUUAGCUACCGACGCAACCGCGACUAAUGCAAGCUCUCCAACGUAUGCGUGCUUUUCGAGAACUCUCGGCGACAACUACUUCGCAUUAGUUGGAUUGGCUCCUCCCGGGAAGAAAUCCAAUACAUGGAAGAUUAUACUUGGAACAGUACUGGGAGUGGUGGGUCUCAUUCUACUUUCCUCCCUAUUUAUUUUCUGCUGUCGGCGGCAGCUCCGGAAACGUAAGAUCGCGAAAAUGCAGGCACAGACUGAGAAAGGAGAGACAUUGCAGUCAACGGUUGUCGGAAGCAGUAGGGCCCCUGUGGCGACGCAGACAAGGACGCGACCGAUGCUUGAGAGAGACUUCAAUGUGACGUAAGAAGCCUAUCGUUGCGUCGAUGGAUGAUCGACCAAGGAAGUUUGCAACUUUCGCGGCCACUGCUUUCAAGGUUUUGCCCUAGUAUUGAACAUCGCGCAGGUGAGACGGGGACUCACAGGAUUACACUUUCGUUUUUCAUGCUGAAGCGCGGAUGAUAGAAUAUUGCUAGAAAAUGGUAGAGCCCGUCGCAAUGUUGAUAGUGCUCAGCUCUUUGAUAAUGAUCCAACAAUAACUCGCUGCAUGGAAGUAGUGGAUGUCAGUACAUUAUAUUCUCAAGGAGACUUGUGCUACGGCUGCAGCCCUGAUGCUUGUAAAUUAGUGUUGUGAGUUGAAUUAGGUUCUGGUGGUGACCAACGUAGAAGUUUGGUCCAUUUAUUGGUUAGGGUUGAGCAUGCUGUUGUUUUCGUUGCCAGCAUGGAGGCUUGGAUGGAAUAUCAUUCUUUUUCCCCCUGAGAGUGGGCAUCAAUGCAAUUCACCGUCUUGUAACAUGUUUCGGGUUUUUUUCCUA
This is a messenger RNA of Physcomitrium patens, 1927 nucleotides long. RefSeq lists its product as uncharacterized. Lineage: Eukaryota; Viridiplantae; Streptophyta; Bryopsida; Funariales; Funariaceae. Gene Ontology annotation, cellular component: membrane. The record is from RefSeq and is a predicted model, not a curated record.